UAGAAGGCAGCUACUCUUCAAGAUUGUGAAUAUCUAUCGUCAUUUCUUCAUUUCUUUAGCCGCCGUUUAUAUUUCUUCGCUCUCACCAGACUUUACCAUCUAACUUUCAUUUAAACAACAUAAAUCUCAAAUCUCACAACACAACCCCGCCCCCACUUCUUACAUUCACUUCAACAAUGGCUGCUGUUCUUGAAUCUAUGGUUCUCUCUGCUUCUUCUCGUCCACCCAGUUCGCUUCCGCCUUCUAUGACUUUUUCAUCGCCCAGAAUUUCAUUGUCCAGCGGCCGAAAAAUUCAAUCUUUGCCGGGUUUCAUAGGGUUGAAGAUCCAAGCGCCUUUGAAAUCACCGUCAGCUUCGUUGAGUUCGAAGGUUCCUAGGGUUUCUUCACAUAAGACAAGCAUAGUUUGUGAAGCUCAAGACACUGCACUUGACAUUCCAACUGUGAAUGAUACAACAUGGCAGUCACUAGUUUUGAAGGCUGAUGGACCUGUGCUAGUUGAAUUUUGGGCCCCGUGGUGUGGGCCUUGCCGUAUGAUCCAUCCUGUUAUUGGUGAACUAGCACAGCAGUAUGCUGGAAAGCUCAAGUGCUUCAAGUUGAACACUGAUGAAAGUCCUUCCAUUGCUACCCAAUAUGGAAUCCGAAGCAUCCCAACCAUCAUAAUCUUCGUCAAUGGUGAGAAGAAAGAUGCUGUUAUUGGUGCCGUGCCCAAAUCCACUCUAACUGCAAGCAUUGAGAAAUUCUUGUAGGGAAGAAAAAUGGAACGACACUGCUAUAGUUUUGCUGUUUUGUAUCCUCGUCAGUGUUUUGAGGAUGAGAAGUUAUCCUUUCUGUAUAAUUUCAGAAGCUUCAUUUCACCCGUGUUUUCUUUUGUUGAUGUAUGCCCUUCUUUUGUUUAUUUAUUUAUAUAUCACAGAUUUUCUUCUCUUCAAUAACAUGCUAUAUCUUGGCUCAAAUUAUGCUUCCCUCUGGUUGUCUAAAAUUAUUCCCAGAGCGACAGCAGUUUUGUCCAAGUGUGGAUUGAAAAUUGGAGUCUCGUUCUGUGCUGCCUUUGUUUUGUUAAUCUGAUUUCCUGUAGUCAAGAACUCUUCAAUUGACUUGUUCUCAUUUGAAUAC
Pistacia vera is the source of this 1113-nucleotide messenger RNA. RefSeq names its product thioredoxin 1-like. The transcript is spliced from 2 exons. Bases 177 to 746 code for a protein of 189 amino acids. Gene Ontology annotation, molecular function: oxidoreductase activity, acting on a sulfur group of donors, disulfide as acceptor; protein-disulfide reductase activity. Lineage: Eukaryota; Viridiplantae; Streptophyta; Magnoliopsida; Sapindales; Anacardiaceae. Gene Ontology annotation, cellular component: cytoplasm. The record is from RefSeq and is a predicted model, not a curated record.